AUUACAAGCUUCAAAAGAAAUAAAGAACAAAAAAAAAAAAUACAAAGAUAAUAUCAUGAGUUCCGUAGCACAGCUAUUCAAGAACAACCCCGUGAACCAUGACCGCAUCAUCCCACUAGACUUCACCAACACCAAAACCUUACCGGACUCUCAUGUUUGGUCUAAACCUGAGCUCGAACCCGAACCCAUGACCCGACCCAUUCCAGUCAUCAGCAUAUCCAGCCCUGAGAAAGUGCUACUAAGACAUGCCUGUGAGGAAUGGGGUGUGUUUCAUAUCACAGACCAUGGGGUCCCACUCUCGUUACUCCACAACGUUGAGUGCCAAAUGAAAAGGCUUUUCUCUUUACCCAUGCAUCGUAAGAUCCUAGCUGUUCGAUCACCGGACGAGUCAACUGGUUACGGUGUGGUUCGGAUCUCAAUGUUUUAUGAUAAGCUUAUGUGGUCUGAGGGAUUCUCCGUUAUGGAUUCCUCUCUUCGGCGUCACGCUACACUCAUAUGGCCCGAUGAUCAUGCCGAGUUCUGCAAUGUGAUAGAAGAGUAUCAGAAGGAAAUGGCAAAUUUGAGUCACAGACUAGUAAGCAUGGUGAUGGGUUCGUUAGGACUAACACACAAAGAAUUGAGAUGGCUUGUACCAAACAUAACUGGUUCAAGAACCGACUCGAGCCAAUCUUUUCUGCAGUUGAACUCCUAUCCGGUCUGCCCUGACCCUGAUCUAGCCAUGGGUUUAGCCCCUCACACUGACUCUUCCCUACUAACCAUCCUUUAUCAAGGCAACAUUCCAGGUUUAGAGAUUCAAAACCUACAGGCAGAAAAGUCGAGAUGGAUUGGAGUGGAGCCAGUAGAAGGAGGUCUUGUUGUCAUAAUGGGAGAUUUGUCUCAUAUCAUAUCCAAUGGACGGUUCAAAAGUACGAUGCACCGUGCGGUGGUGAACAAGACGCACCACCGUGUCUCAGCCGCAUAUUUUUCAGGCCCACCCAAGAACCUUCAGAUCGGUCCGUUGACUGCCGACACGGACCAUCCUCCUCUCUACCGCCGUUUGACAUGGGAAGAGUACCUUGCAGCCAAAGCAACACACUUUAACAAAGCCUUGAGUUUAUUUCGUUGCUGAAACAUAAAAUAAAAGUAACGUCUACUUUGGUUAUUGUUUAAUUUACGUCGUUACAUUUGUAAGAGUAUUCUAUGUGUUUCCUAUUUUAUGUCAAAGUUUCUACAAACAUAUGUUGAAGAGUUUUGUAUUAAGUAUUGUAUUUACUGUAAAGCUCAAUGUUGGGUUUCAUCUUUCGAUUUUUGUUAAUGAACAAGGAGGUUUGUACCCCCAACCGCCUUCGUUAACGGGCUUCCACAUGCGAAUCUCAUCCGGCCGAUAAUCGAUUCGUUAAUUUUUGGGAGGUUUGAAAAACUUAUUUACUAACCUUGCAAUUAUCAUGUCUUCUUAUGUGGUUUGAUUAAUAUUGUGAAUUAUUUCUUGAUAGGUCAUUCAUUAUUUUACUAUUCCAAUUCCAAUUUAAAUACAACUUCCAAGUCUUUUUUCUAGAUAGUGACCAAAAAAGAGACUUUAAUGAUAUAUAUAAUCAAAUCAAUUUUUAUAAGUCUAUCUACAUACACGAAGAUAUAUACUAAAAAUAGAGAUGUUACAGUUUGAGUAAUUGAAAUCAUUUGGCCAACAUUAAAAGAAAUAAAAUCAAAUUAUACCAAAAAAGUUUACGUAGAAAAGGGGGUGGGUUGACUUGCUUGACUAGUGAACCAUAAUAAAACUCAUAAAAGAGUGGUAUACAUAGGGAAACCGCACGCACGGAUUCUCUGGUACCGUCGGCUUAGAGGUAGUGCACACAGUGCAUUUGCACAGGGUCUUGUUUUUUUAAAAAAAAAUUCUUAAGGAAAUUAGGGCCCUGUUUUGUUAGAAUGUAUAAAUAUUAGGGUCUUAGUUGUGAAAGUAACAAUGAUAUACCUAAAAUUAUUAGAAAAAUUUAACUCAGCAUAGGGUCCAUUUAAUAUUUAAGCCGGGCCUGCGUCCAGUGACCCUGAAACGCUUCUUUCAACGUCCUUCUUCCUCUUCAAUGUGUUUAGCAAUUCGGACAGGCUCUUGCUGCUUCGUUUUAUGGUGGAAACAUCAUCUUUCGAUUGCUUCCUCAUGCUUAUGAUUUGUACAUAAGUCACAGCUAAGUAAAGAUUCAUUCAUGCCAUGAAAAUCAGUCUAGAUAGUGUUCUUGACAACAUAAGAUUCUGGUGCUUGUGGUAUCACAUAUAAGGUUGUUACACUGUCUCGUUGAAGCAAAACUCAUAUCACAUUCAUCAUUACACUGUCUCGUAAGGUUUUUUUUUUUUUUGGCAAUCACAUAAAGUAAGAAGCAGAAAAACAAUCAAGAGCUCUUGGUCUAGUGGUAAUGGAACUCCAGCUGGAUUGCUCGCCCAGGGUUCGAGUCAUCUUGGCUACCUUCCCGCCUAUAACCGUGCCCGGAUGGAAGGUCUCGUGGGGAUUAGUCAGUCUGGACUUACUGCCUGGGAUCCCCCAUGGACAUUAAAAAAAAAGCAGAAAAACUCAUUAGCAGGGACUUCUUGUAGUGAGAAUCGCCCUGGCUUCUUCAUUGGUUACAGUAUUGUCUUCUUUCAUGCUCUGCAACAGAGUAUCAAAGUUGUUCAACCCGGGUCUCCAUUUUCUCUUUCCCACUUCUAUACCUAAAGACGUUUUCAUACACUUGAAAGCGUUAUCUUAAGGACCCUUUUCCACAUAAGCAGUAAGCCACAAGCCCUCCAAGAAUCUUGAAACUGUAGUUAUCAUGAGCAACGUUCUCUUCCUUCACCUUAUCCAGAACACCAGGAACUUCUCACCUAUCUUCGUGUAGAGGCACAUGACUUUGUUGCAAGUAAGAGAGGAAGAAGGGAAACCCAUAUCUCUUUCAUAUUAUGAAAAUGCAAGAGACUUUCUCAACGUUCUGUUGCCUAACGUAGCAGUUUCUUAACGUUCUGCUGCUUAACCCUCAAACACGAACCCCUUUGUGUGUACUUCAUUGUGGUUCUCGGUCUAUAAAUAAACUCAAUGAUAAACAUCUACUUGAACAUCUAGUCUGUACAAAAGGAUCUGUCUUCUGAAAUACCCUAACCAGGCGUGGAGAAAGGAAACUAUAUCAAAGAAGUAAGAGCUUCGUGGAGUGCUCAAAUAGUUGACAAAGUACAUGCGUUACACACGAGUUUGUUUUUUCUUUCUUCAUCUCUCACUCAAAUGGAUUGUGUUCAUGUGAGAACCUUCCUCUGUUUCAAACCUGAAUGUUUGGUUGAUUUGUUCUUGUAUAUUGUGAGGGAGAACAAAUUAACCAACCAUAGUCCACUGCUUGAACUUUAUGAGAUGACUUUAUUGGUCUUCCUCCUCGUGUCAUUAAGCAUAUGUUUUAACAAUAAACUCUUAUGAUGUGCCAAUAUAAACUCUAAUGAAGGCAAGGCACACACUUACACGCAUUGUAUUUUCUCUUAACAAAGCACUAUUACAUCAUUAAUCAAAUUUAUCACAACAAAUUAAUCACUAUUAGUAAGUCCCUACUAAAGUUAAUUUAUAAGUGUUUUGUCGAUUUCGAAAAAUAGGUAUUCGAUAUUAUUGUUUAACUACUUAUUUUCUUUAUAUUAGGUAAUUAUCAACUAAACAUUUGUAUGGAUUUAAGUAUAAUAAUCUUAUGAAGAUUUUAUAUGAAAAAAAAAAACAUAUCUUCUGCCCCAAUGAACGUGCAUGUGAGCAUACAGGCACAUUGUCUCUUUUUAUAAUAAACACUUGCCUUAAGGUGGCAUUAUAUUCUUAAUAUCCCUAGAUUUUGUUUGUGUUUAUACCACUUGACUCAUUUAAUGAUAUCUUCUUGAUUCUAUAAUUUUCAUAUACAUCCAACAGUUAAGAGUAAGAGAACCUUGGUUUUGACUAAGCUUAGCCUAAGGUUUAUUGUGUGUAGAUAGGUCUCCAGAAUUCUUUAAUGCAAAAUCUCUGACACGUUAUCCUCACAAUCUCAGUCUGUUAAAGAAAAAAUGAAUCUCUUCUUCAGUUUCCACGCCCCAGGAACCUGUAUAACACCCACUCCCCAACACUAAAAAUCAUCAUAGCAACACCACCACCAAUAAAACCAAGUAUAGCUUUUGAGAGAAAUGAAUAACUCGCAUAUUUUGGUGAGGAGAAACCGUCAAGUGAAUAGAGAGAAGCCUCCACCACGAAUAUGUCCAAGGUGUAACUCAGACAACAUCAGGUUCUGUUACUACAACAACUAUAGCGUGUCUUAGCCGCGCUACACCUGCAAGAAUUGUCGUCGAUUAUGGACUCAUGGUGGGACUUUAAGGAACAUAUCGGCUGGUGGCAGCAGAAUAGAUCAAACAUCUGUUGCUCAGGUGGUUCCUGUUGAGACCCAACAGGUUAAUCAUCAUCAGCCUUUCUUACAUGGUCAAGAGACUAAUGAUUUUCUUGGAUCUAUUGGUGGUUCUUCUUCUUCUGCUGCUGUUGUAGGGAACCAUUUCGGUUCUUUGCCUGAGACGCAUGGUGAUAUGGUGUUUCCAUUUCGAAGUUAUCCACCAAUGAAUCGCCCUGUGUUCAAUGAUGGGUCGUUUCCGCAAGGAUAUUACCAUGUUGGACAUGUUAAUAAUCAUAACAGUUACCGCGUAAAUCAAGAGGAUCCAAACAAGCCAAGACAGCGCUUCAACAACACCAUGAGCAUGAAUCAUAAUACCAGCACCAGUGGAAGCUGAGGAUAAUAAGGCACUGAUCACAUGAUCAAGAACAAGAAUAACAAAGUCAGAAACAAGUUGGUGUUUACAUCCUCUUAUCAUGUGGUCCUUGCAGGGCCGGCUCAACACUGAUAGGGACCCUAGGGCAAAAAAAUUUUUUUAACUCUCUAAAAUUUAUAUAAAAAUAAUGUUUAAAAUAUUUUAAAAUUUAAUCAAUAAUAUUUUGUAUAUUUUGUAAUGAAAAUAAAACUAUAUACAUAUCAAAUAAUUUUGGGCCCUUUUCAAUUUUAUUUAUUAUAUUUACAAUUUUUUUUUAUAUAUAAAAAUAUAGAUUUAUAAAAAAUUGGGCCCCUUAUUUAUCAUUACACGGGGGGACACGGGCUCGGACCCGGGGCGAUCGCACCGCUUGUCCCCCCUUGUAAGCCGGCCCUGGGUCCUUGAAUCAUACCCGUUUUAUCUUUUAUUUAUUAAGCUAAUAAUGUUUCAGUUUUUUUUUUUUGAAUAAAGUGUUUCAGUUUUUUUUGUUUAUGUUUUCUGUUGGGUCUUUUUGUAAUUGAUUUCUAAAAGUUUGCAUCUUUGUUCACCUAAAGUUUCAGACAUAAGUUGCUUGUCAGGUCUUUUUGUAAUAUAAACAAAUUAUUAAUUAUCACCAGUUCGUUGUGUCUUGUGUCUUUCAUAAUCAUAACUGAUAAAUAAGAUAUUUAUGUGCUCCCAGAGUUCAUGUUUUGCUAUGUUUUAGUCUAUUCUCUGUUUUUAAAUUACGCGUAAUCGCAUAAUGUGAGAUGCAUUAGCGUACAAUUAUCGUAAAUCUAAGAUUUUGUCUAAAAUAUUUAGCUUGUACUUCUACUACCAAUCUGUUGAAGAUUUGUUGUUCCAGGGUCACAAAAUUAUAAUUAAGCACUCUGUGGUUCGGCAAGAGUUCUCUUUUACCAUAAAAAAGAAGAUGUCUGAGCCCGGGUUCGAACCGGGGACCUCUAGUGUGUGAGACUAGCGUGAUAACCGACUACACCACCCAGACUUUGUUGGACACAAAGUUUUGACGAUUGAACUCUUAGUUUGGAAACCAUUUUCUUAAAUAUGCUAACAAAAUAACCGUUAUAUGUGGCGCUAACCCCUUUCAAAUUCUUAUGGGUACUGUAGUACUUUCUUUUCUCUUGUUCGUUUACAAUGUCCAAAUAUAGAGUUUUGAGUCCUGUUCGUCCCUAUUAUCAUACAUGUCAAUGGAUGAAUAUUUGAUAAUUAUAAAGUGAUUAUUGAGGUGUGUUUUAUUUUGAAAAAGAUCAGAUUUCUAAUAUAUGUUUUAGAAUAGCUUACUCGAUACAUAAGCUUUUUUUUUUAUCCUAAAUAGUAGUCCUCAUGAAUAUAUAGUUAUGAACUACAAAUAUAGUACAAAUACAUCAACUUAUUGGUAAGAAGUUGUAUUGGCAACCAACCCCCUGGCACGUUUAGCAAGUUUUGUAUCAGAGGCUGAUCCAUUUUGUGACGAUGACGAGGAGACAUAGAGUAGCGAAGCAGAAGCUAGACAGAAUCAAAGAAGAAGAGAAUGUUUCAGUGGUGGGAACUUGUGACCAUGAAUUCACUGUUUUGAGCUUUUAGUUGACUGUGUAUCAUAUUUAAUGAUAAUGAAGAAUGUUAUCUAGUCCUUGAGCAGGAUUAAGCUUCACUUUGCAGUGAGGAAUGUUUGUUAGGCUUUAUUGGUACUUUGUUUCAGCUAACCACUAUGAUGAAUGUUCUUUUUUUUUUUUUUUUUUUUUGAAACACACUAUGAUGAAUGUUCAUUAGGCUUUUCUUUUGGUAUUGUGUUUUAAUGUAAUUCGAAGGUUGUCUCAUAAAGGGAACAUAGACUUAAGGCAGAAAGCACAUUGCUGAGCUCAUGCCUUAGCGUUGUUCUUACGAGUGAAUGGUGAUGACAGAAAGAGGUUUGGUCAAGUCACGGAUUCACUGACAAGUUAAUAUAAUAAUAACUUCUAAAGUAUUAUCAUAUACGUCUCUAGUUUUUUUUUUGGUAAACAUAUACCUCUCUAGAAAUAUACCUCAAUAGUUUCUAGUUUCUAGUUCAGAAUUAAUACCAAAUAAACGAUACACAAGUUUGAAUUGUAGUUUUAUCACAAAGAUACGAGAGCCAAAGA
Messenger RNA from Brassica rapa (field mustard), 6821 nucleotides. RefSeq names its product gibberellin 3-beta-dioxygenase 3. The record is from RefSeq and is a predicted model, not a curated record. NCBI's taxonomy places the organism in Eukaryota, Viridiplantae, Streptophyta, Magnoliopsida, Brassicales, Brassicaceae.